Molecule: messenger RNA, 1064 nt
Organism: Carcharodon carcharias (great white shark)
Lineage: Eukaryota; Metazoa; Chordata; Chondrichthyes; Lamniformes; Lamnidae
Product: gastrula zinc finger protein XlCGF7.1-like
Exons: 2
Coding region: 1-828 (275 amino acids)
Biological process (GO): positive regulation of reciprocal meiotic recombination
Cellular component (GO): nucleus
Molecular function (GO): histone H3K36 methyltransferase activity; histone H3K4 methyltransferase activity; recombination hotspot binding
Source: RefSeq, a predicted model, not a curated record
AUGGUCCUCCAAGCAAUCAGAGCCCUGGACGUGACGUUGCGUGAGGAGGGGCGGGACCUUGCAUCCCGGAAGUGUUGUCGCCAGCUGUCUCUUCAUUGUCUCUCAAGCAAAGGAGUCCGGCAGGAGUCCGGAGCGGAAGGAGAGCCGGUUGGUGAGGGGAGGGCGGCGCAGAGUGAGGAAUCGCCGAUGGGGAGUCCGGAGCCGGUGGGGAGCCGGGAGACGUUGGAGGGCGGUGGGGGGCCGCCCGGCUGCGGGGUCUGCGGCCGGAGGUUCAGCCGGGCCGCCAACCUGGCCAAGCACCGGUGCCAGAAGAAGGCGGCGCCGGCUCACCGCUGCGCCGACUGCGGCUGGGCCUUUGGCUACCCCUCCCAGCUGGAGGCCCACCGGCGCACGCACACCGGCGAGAAGCCCUUCGCCUGCUCGCUCCCCUGCGGCAAGGCCUUUACCCGCCUGUCCAGCCUGCUGGCCCACCGGCGGACACACACCGGGGAGAAGCCCUUCGCCUGCUCCCUGUGCGGCAAGGCCUUCACCCGGGCCUUCAGCCUGCUGGCCCACCGCCGGUGCCGGCACUCCGGCCAGCAGGCCUACGUCUGCCCGCUCUGCGGCAAGGGCUUCGCCCAGGCCUUCCACCUCCUGACCCACCAGCGGGUCCACACCGGCGAGCGGCCCUUCCAGUGCCCCGAGUGCGGCAAGGCCUUCGCCCAGUCCUCCAGCCUCCUGACCCACCGGCGGGUCCACACCGGCGAGCGGCCCUUCCGGUGCCCCGAGUGCGGCAAGAGCUUCACCCAGUCCUGCAGCCUCCUGCGGCACCGGCGCAUCCACACCUGACCGAGCAGCGCAGGGGUCGUGGGGGGUUGGGGGGGGGGGUAGUAAGGAGUCCGUGCCAGGCCGGCGGUGCCCGGGAAGCUCACCGUUCCCGGCGACGAGAGGAAGAACACUGGUGACCCCCCCCGAGGCAAGCGGACCUCCACACCGCCCCCCCCCCCAACCCAACCCAACCCCCACCGAAGUUCCUCCCCUCUUCAGCUCGAAGGACUUUGCGCCUGAAACUUGUUUCCCAAUAA